Messenger RNA from Neolamprologus brichardi, 3404 nucleotides. RefSeq names its product chondroitin sulfate N-acetylgalactosaminyltransferase 2 (gene csgalnact2). Gene Ontology annotation, cellular component: Golgi cisterna membrane. NCBI's taxonomy places the organism in Eukaryota, Metazoa, Chordata, Actinopteri, Cichliformes, Cichlidae. Gene Ontology annotation, molecular function: glucuronosyl-N-acetylgalactosaminyl-proteoglycan 4-beta-N-acetylgalactosaminyltransferase activity. The record is from RefSeq and is a predicted model, not a curated record.
AGGUUACAACCCACUCUUUUCUCUUUGCUCCGUGGCAUUCUGUAACACAACCUACCUACCGACUGCUGCUAGUUUAACACAAAAUGCGACAGCUGUAAUGAGGGACAGGGAUGGACAAAGCCGGGAUUAGGUUUAAACGGAAUCUUUGAAGUGAAGAAGUCGGAUAAAUGUUCAAAAGAAACUUACUGACUGAAGGAAACUAUAGAUAGCAGCUGAUCGUUUUGUGGAUUUACACAGGAGCUAUGUGUGGAAAUACUGAUGCAUUGGAGCCAAAGAACAAGAUCUCUUUAUUCCAAAAUGACCUACCCACCCAUGUCUCUAAGAUGAUGUACAGAAACCUGUUUUAAGUAAUGUGAGCAGUCCGGGGCGAAGGGAAUGCAGGCUCGUCAGCUAUAGCUUUUAUGAGAACGUGAUGCCCAGGCGGGGGUUGCCACUUCAGGGUCGGGUCCGCUGGCUCUUCCUGGGUCUUUUUCUGCUGCUGGUGUUGCUGCUGUUUGCAUACCUUCUGGAGUGCACUCCACCAGCAGACGUCAGCCUGAUCUUACCAGGCCCUGUAGGGGAGCCCUAUGGCAAAGAAUACUACCAGGCCCUGCUCCAGGAACAGGAGGAGCGCCACCUGAACCGUGCUGCCAGUCUGAAGCGGCAAAUUGCCCAGCUUAAGCAGGAAUUACAGGAAAUGAGUGAGAAGUUGAAAGUUCUCCAAGAGAAAAAAGAGCUUCCAGGAGUUCCGGGUCUGGCCGAUAAAGACCAAGAGCCCGGAGAUUUGCUGGAGUACUUGCAUUCUCAGAUCGACAAGGCUGAGGUCAACACUGGAGCUCGCCUUCCAAGCGAGUAUGCCUUGGUGCCGUUUGAGAGUUUUACUUCUUCCAAGGUGUACCAGCUGGAAAUGGGGCUAACGCGGCACCCAGAGGAGAAACCAGUCCGCAAGGACCGCAGGGAUGAGCUGGUGGAGGUCAUUGAGGCCGCACUAGACAUCAUCAACAACCCCGACGAGGAGGAUGGUGUGGAGGAUGAUGUGCCGAUGCAGAGGCAAACCUACACAGAUGGUCACUUUACUGAAGGGCUGUACCGGACAGAGCGAGACAAAGGGACACUUUACGAGCUCUUCUUUGCCAAAGAGGAUUCCAGCAGUUUCCGCCACGUCACACUCUUCAGGCCUUUUGGGCCCUUAAUGAAAGUCAGGAGCACAUCUGUGGAAACAUCAGGAAUGAUUAUUAACAUCAUUGUGCCACUAGCGGGCAGAGCAGAAACUUUCUCACAGUUCUUGCAAAACUUCAGGGAGGUGUGCAUACAGCAUGACAGAAGGGUACAUCUCACGGUGGUUUAUUUUGGGCAGGAAGGUCUACAGGAGGUGACGUCAUCUCUGGAAAAAAUGUCGAGGGAGGAGAGCUUCUCUAACUACACUCUCAUCCCAGUGGACGAGGAGUUUUCCCGAGGUCGAGGUUUGGAUAUCGGAGCUCAUGCAUGGAAGAAAGGCGACGUCUUAAUGUUUUUUUGUGAUGUGGACAUUCAUUUUACACUCGAGUUCCUUAACACCUGUCGUCUCCACGCUGCUCCAAACAAGAAAGUCUUCUAUCCUGUCGUGUUUAGUUUGUACAAUCCUGCCAUUGUCUACGGAAAUUUGGAGCUGGCUCCACCUGUUGAACUCCAGCUGAUUCAUAAAAAGGAUGCUGGAUUCUGGAGAGACUUUGGAUUUGGAAUGACAUGCCAGUAUCGCUCCGACUUUCUAAAUAUCGGUGGUUUUGAUCUUGAAGUCAAAGGUUGGGGGGUGGAAGACGUCCACUUGUACAGGAAGUAUCUGCGGAGUGACGUGAUAGUGAUCCGCACGCCUGUGUCGGGUCUGUUCCACCUGUGGCACGAGAAGCAGUGCGCGGACGAGCUGACGCCGGAGCAGUACCGCAUGUGCAUCCAGUCCAAAGCGAUGAACGAGGCCUCCCACUCUCACCUGGGGAUGCUGGUUUUCCGCGAGGAGAUCGAGGCUCACCUACGCAAGCAGGCCUUCAAGACACAGAGCAAAACAGAGGACUGAGCGAGCCUCUGCGUACCCAGCAUCAUUUCUACAUUAAGACUGCAUGGUGCUGAUAUCAUUAAGGCACUACAGCAAAGACAUGUUUACACGGAUCCUUCUGCAUUUCACCGCACAGCUGUAGACAAAUGAAUGUACAAAAAUGAACAUUAGUCAAUGUGAAAUUUCACAACGUGGCAACAAGUGUUACUGAAGAGCUGACGCAUAAUUAGCAAUACUUAACUUGCUGAGGGAAGAACAACAGGUACGUAUCUCGUGGAUUUAGGUUGACAAUAUGUUACAUGAAAUCAAAUCAAUAGGCAUGCGCUUUCUAACUUUGAACUCAACAACUUCUCAUUAAGCCAUCCUGCCUGCUUCAAACACAGCACCUGACCUGCAGCCAGCCUCUUUAGCACCUUUUACAGCCAAAUAUGACUUCAGAAAGAUUUCAGCUCAUUGCGAUGAUUUCUGGCAGCUGUUGCGUGUUUGGACAGGCUUUUUAAGUCAAACUAAAGACACAUUAAAGGAUAACAAGUUGCAUAAUUUAUUGACAACUGUAAAGACGUUGCACUUUCUCAUAGUGAACAAAAGAAGCCAAAAGUUUCAGCUGAUCCUCAAACACUUUAUAAUCUUUCACUCAGUAUUUUGGCAGUAGUAUAUGGAGCCAUAAUAUUCUGUUGCUAUUAGAAGUUCUGUGAGAGGGGCAGUAUGGUUUUUUUUUUUUUUUUAAAAAAAGGGAACUUGUGUUUUGUGACAGUGAGUCGCUGUUAUCAUUCAUUUAUUGCCGAUUGUUUCCAAGUAAAGAGUUCACCUGAAAAGCAUGUUGAUCAAAUGGUUCAAGGACUUGAGCAGAGAUCUGCUUACUGCAUGCAACGCUACAAUAUCAGGUGUAUGUGGACCAGUAUUAUUGUAUAGAUAACAACGAGCGUCGUUCCCAGCACUACGAUUCCCACUUCUUGACUGGGAUUGAAUGUUACAGUCCUGCUUGUAAAUAUUUUUCUAAUAUUCCAUUGUUUCAUACAUGUGAGUUAAAUAUGUGCCUACAUGCAGACAGUACUAUGAGCUGUAUUCACAGCUGCUGGUUUUUAUUCCACAUAAUGUUACAGCUGAACAGUUCACAGGUUAGAGGGGUAAUUUUAAUGAGGACAGCUGUCUAAAGAUUACAUAGUGCAGGCAAGAAGUGCUUUUUCUCCCUCACAGAGGAAGCAGGUCUCAUCUGGUACUGUAAUUAUUUUAUUAUUAAUGUUUUUGCAAAUAUUCCAGCUUUCUGUAGAUAGUUUUCGAGUUUCUCCUUCCCCUGCAGGAGAAAACAUCAGCAGUAUACAAUCCAAACGAAACACUUGAGCAAGGUGAUGAUUUAUUUUGAGUCUUGCCAUGAAAUAAAACGUACAGAAGGCUG